CCGUGACAGGCCUGUGGAACAUACAUGCAUAUAUGAUGUUGAUGUCCUCGCCUCCAUUUACACCAAUUAGGCCAAAUGUUAUGUUAGUUACCCCUUUGCUGCACAAACGUCGCUGACCCUGAAGCUGCUGUGGUAUCGGGAACCAAGAUGUUAGCAACAGAUUCUUUAAGACCCGACAUUUGUGAGGACUUGUUUGGAUGGUGAGAUGUGGAGAUUCAGCGCCUGGAACCAGUCCUGGACCUCGUGUUGUAUUAACCUGUUUCCAUGACAGGGUGUACAUGAUCUGCAACAGUGUGCAUUAAUAAGUUUACAGUAAUCAUUGUCACCCAUCUACAUAUUGUGUACAUGUAGUGAGUUCGCUCAGUUAACGCUGUUUUGUGCCUAUGCGCGGUCCUUAGUGUUUCUCCCUGCGCUGGGCUGGACUACAGCGGCUGACACGAGAAUCAGGAAGUCGGGUCAGCUGCGUAGUUUCUUCGAGAAAAGGUCGAAGCAGGAAGCAGCUCGGUGUGCAGACUUUCUACAGCCUCGGAGGGAUCACACCGCCCGCUCUGUUUGCGUCCUCAGGCCGGAAAUGGCCUUAACAAAAUGAAUUUCGUAGGAAGGAUGUCGCGCGCACACACGAGCGAAGCAGCGACGCUGCUCGGCUCGUCCUCGCUGUAACCGCGCGACUAUGGCGCUCGUGCAGCCUCCCGACAGCGCGGGCUCCUCGUCGGUCUCCAGCACACCUCGUAUUUCCGCCGGACGCUGCAGCAGGUAGCCAGAGAGGCUGUGAGCAGCAUGCGGUCAGACGUGGAGUACAGCCCGGUGGGAGAGGGCCUGGGUAUGCGGGACUUCUGGCUGUACGUGUGGCUGCGGAGAGCGGCGGUGAUAGCGACUCAUGUCACCGGCCUGGGCCUGACGCUCGUCCUCUCGCUGCUGUCCAGACCCGGAACCAGUCUGUUCUCCUGGCACCCCAUGUGUAUGUCUGUCGCUUACUGCCUGUGCAUGACCGAAGGCAUCCUGCUGUUCUCAGCAGAGGGAUCUCCCUUCUGCUUCAAAUCCUGGAGGAGUAAAGUGCGUCUCCACUGGAUCUGUCAGGCUCUGGUGCUGAUCGCUGCAGCCACUGGGCUCUGGUUCAUUGUGGCCAGCAGGAAUGUGUCGGAGCUGCCACACCUGGCGUCCUGGCACAGCCUGCUGGGGGUGUGCACGCUGACCGCCACCGUGCUCCAAGCGGCCUGCGGCAUCGCUGUGAUUUUCCCCAAGCCGCUGCGUCUCUCCUGCCCCUCGUCCAGACUGAAGCUGUACCACGCCACCUGCGGCCUGGUCGUCUACCUGUUUUCCACAGUGACGGUGAUGUCCGCCAUGUUCACUGACUGGUUCCAGGCCACGGCGAAGGGGGUGGCGUGGUGGGCCUUCCUCAUCCUGCCUCUAUUCCCUGCCUUGGUGGUGAUGAGGCAGAUCACUAAUGCCUAUCUACCCCGCAAGAAGCUGACCAGCUAGGAACCAGCAGCAGAGACAUCCAAAAGGAGCAAUGAAGAAAUAAAGAGUCUUCUUUAACUGGAGUUUAUCACUGAGUGAAUGUCUUUACCACUGUUAGCACGCAAGCUAGCAGCUGUGCUGAGCUAUAUUUGUAUUAAACUACGGGACAACUGAAAUAAGGGAUUUUAGGGCGUAGCUUCUUUUUCCUUUUCUUCAUACCUCGAGUGCUACAAGUAGCUGCCAUCUAGUGGCCUGUAGAAGAACUGCAGUGUGAAACAUUAUAGGGUUGGUGUUAGUCUGUAAGUAUGGCUGCAGACUACUGUUGGAGUCCCACAGGUGGAGCUGGUGGACACACCUGAACUGGUUUUGUGUGUCUGCGGCUGUGGAGUGUAUGCUCGGUGAGACUGUGCAGCCUGGUGAACAUUUACUGUUGACUGUGAGAACAAACACCAGCCUGAAAAUUCUGAUAUUUAUUGUUUCAUAUUUUUUGCCUUCUGACUUCUAAUAGGUGCUACAUUGUGACACUAAAGGUCUACCAGAACGUUUUCAAAUUGUGACCCUGUGGACGUCUCCACAGAUUCACAAGGCUGAUUGAUGCACAUUUACAGCUGGUAUCAACCAGCUAAGAAAACCCGACACUGUCCUGCUCUGCUCCAGGCUGGAUCAUGGAAGUGGCUGAUGGUGUGUCCUACAUCAUCAGCUGUUCUAACUUCAACCAUCAUCAAACCCUGUUGGUGGAUCCAGACUGUCGGCUGAGUUCACAGAAUGGUUGAUCUUCAGCUUUCUAGAAAAUCAGAUAUUUCAAGACGCAAUAAUCCAGAUGAUGAAUGUAAACUAUUCAAACAUGUUAACUGGAUAUACAGUUCAACUUUAUACCAAAUCACAGAUUUAUAUUUUAAAGUAAAGACCCACAGUAAUACAGAGAAAACCCAACAAUCAUGUGACCCCCAUGAUCUCACAACAACAUCCUGAAACAGUUAUUCAUCACUUGAUUGCUUCAGUACAACACUUGGGCACAUGUAUGCAGACGUUUCGUGGCUGUUUUGAUCUCGCUCUCUCUUCACCGAUCAGAUCUGUCUGUGGUAGCAGCUUUAAACCCAGGCUGAUAGAGGGGCCAGUCUGGAUCACAUUCCUGCAUUUUGUAGGCUGGUUUUCCUACAAAACACAACAAACAUUGGCCCACAAAGCCACAGUGAACAAAGCAGCAACGAAUUCGAUUCAAAUUAAGACUUAUUUGUAACCGACAUCAACAAUUAUGAAAAAUGACGUAAUAACUACAACAGAAGACUGACCUUUGUGGGAAUGCUUGGAGCAGACUAACCUGUGAGUUCUGGGACGUUAUAUUUGGUCUUUGAAUGGCUGCAAUCCAGGCCAUCCGUCGCCUCUUUGUUACUACGGAAACAUGACUUAAACAAUUUCUCUUCAACGACGUAAUCCGAUAACGAUCUCUUUACCGUCGGCUUUCCGUGGCUGUCAUGCAGCUACUGCAGUUAAUAACACAACAGCUUCUUGACAUUUUGUGUUUCUUUUUAUCUCUGUGUGACUGUUUCCAUGUGAAAGCUUGCGUGCUGUAGUACCGCUCGCCACUCGUACCUACAAUCCUUUGCGGUUUUACCCCGGAAAUGACAUCACAUGUUCAGUGUCUAUAUGCAAGUGCUUCGGUGACAGUGGGAAGGAAAAACUCCCUUUAACAGGAAGAAACAAUGCAGACAAGGCUGAGGGAGGGGCGGGGCCGUUAGGGUGAGGGGAGGAAGACGAGAUGUCAGCUGCUGGCUUCUGCAAAUAUAAAGUCAUUUCUUUUGAACAUGAAACGCUCAUUGGAGUGAUCGAGACAGCAGGCAGGUCUUUCUCACUGUAUCUGAUACACAAUCUGUCAAAUACACACUCGUCUUCUGUUUGUGAAAGUCCAGUUUCAGUGGAGGACAAACCAAAGAGCACAUCGGCACAGUCUAUCCUAAAACGGGUUUUAUUUAUUUCGAGCUCAGAGAGCGGGUGAGAAGCUGGAGUCGUUGGAUAACGAGCUGGGCGUGGAUUUGUCUCAGGGUUGCUGUUCAUGAUCCACAGUGGAUGUUUGUAUUUAUCUGAUCCUUGUUCUUUCCUUCUGUGAACCUGUAAUAAAUAAGGGAACAUCUGUA
This is a messenger RNA of Neolamprologus brichardi, 3593 nucleotides long. It is a transcript of the gene cyb561d1, whose product is annotated as cytochrome b561 family, member D1. Gene Ontology annotation, molecular function: transmembrane monodehydroascorbate reductase activity. The record is from RefSeq and is a predicted model, not a curated record. NCBI's taxonomy places the organism in Eukaryota, Metazoa, Chordata, Actinopteri, Cichliformes, Cichlidae.